AUGGAUGUGUUCAAAGCACCUGAAAAUGAGUCUCUGCUCUCUGGUCCCACUGCAAGCUCCACACCUUGGGAUCCCUUCCACCACCCCCUGGAAUUCAUCCAGCCCUGGAACUUCCAGCUUCUAGCUGCAUUAAUGUUCUUGGUGACAUCUCUGUCACUCGCCGAGAAUUUUGCUGUCAUAUUGGUGACUUUUAAGUUCAAACAGUUGAGACAACCUGUCAAUUAUGUCAUAGUAAACCUGGCUGUAGCUGAUUUUCUGGUCUCAUUGAUUGGUGGCACGAUCAGCUUUUUUACCAAUAUAAAAGGCUAUUUUUAUAUGGGACAUUGGGCUUGUGUACUGGAGGGAUUUGCCAUCACAUUCUUUGGAAUCGUUGGUCUCUGGUCUCUUGCUCUGCUGGCUUUUGAGCGGUACAUUGUGAUCUGUCGCCCACUGGGAAAUAUGCGCCUGAGGGGGAAGCAUGCAGCCUUGGGCAUUAUCUUCGUGUGGAUCUUCUCCUUUAUCUGGACCAUCCCUCCAACCAUGGGCUGGAGCAGCUACACCACCAGCAAGAUUGGAACUACCUGUGAACCCAACUGGUAUUCAGGAGCCUAUAAUGAUCACACCUACAUUAUUACAUUCUUCACCACCUGUUUCAUACUGCCAUUACUUGUGAUUUUGGUAUCCUACGGAAAAUUGAUGAGGAAACUAAGAAAGGUGUCAGAUACUCAAGGCCGAUUAGGGACUACAAGGAAACCUGAGAGACAAGUCACUCGAAUGGUUAUUAUUAUGAUCCUUGCAUUUCUAAUCUGCUGGUCUCCAUAUGCAGCCUUUUCCAUUCUUGUCACCGCAUGGCCUUCCAUUGAUCUGGAUCCUCGUCUGGCCGCAAUCCCAGCUUUCUUUUCCAAAACAGCUACAGUUUAUAAUCCGAUUAUUUAUGUCUUUAUGAACAAACAGUUCAGGAGGUGUUUCAUUCAGCUGUUCGGAUGCAGUGACAGAGAGACUGCAACGUCCAAUAUGAACCCAACUUUGGAGAGAGCGGUGCUAACCCAGGACAAAGGUGGGGGUGAAAUGUUCACAAUAGCAGCACACAACACCAUUUCAAACAGGAGAAAUGAGGAUGAACAGAGGAGCUGCCAUUCUUUUGCUCAGUUGACAGUUUCAGAAAACAAAGUCCGUCCGAUGUAA
This is a messenger RNA of Trachemys scripta elegans, 1164 nucleotides long. RefSeq names its product vertebrate ancient opsin-like. Gene Ontology annotation, cellular component: membrane; photoreceptor outer segment. The coding region runs from base 1 to 1164 and encodes 387 amino acids. Gene Ontology annotation, biological process: visual perception; G protein-coupled receptor signaling pathway. Lineage: Eukaryota; Metazoa; Chordata; Testudines; Emydidae. The transcript has 5 exons. Gene Ontology annotation, molecular function: G protein-coupled receptor activity. The record is from RefSeq and is a predicted model, not a curated record.